UCCACAAAAGUAGAGCAAGAUAGAAUGAAGAAUGGUUUCAAGUUUCAUCUGUACUUCUCUGGCUUUCAUUUAGCUUAAAUAAGGUAUAUUGUAUUGAGUUCUACAGAUAAUAAUGGGUAGUUUGAUAAAAUAUUCGGUGCUCUGAUGAAUCUGGUAGCAAGGAAGGUGUUAAGAAUGUUUAUCUCACAAGUUGAUUUGAGUUCGUACAAUCCCAAUACUGUCAAAAUUAACAUUUUUAGCUAGGGUAACAUUUUCCCCCUUUUUUGCCUUCCCAUACUACCCCUGGAUAAAACACGUUCGCUUAAACUGUUAAAACUAUUGGCUAUACUUUAAAAAAUAAGAUUAAUUUGUAACAGUGAUUUAUUGACUUUUAAAGUUAAAAAAAUUUAAACGAGCGAUUCACCGAUAAAAGCUAUAAGUAAAUUAAUAAACAAAAAGAUAUAUACAAUUAAAACUACAGCAUUAAAAGUGAAAUGUGAAAUCGUGCAUGAAUUACCAAACCGACCUCGAUAGAACUGAUGCGUCUUUAGUUGUGUCUCAACAACAAUGAUAACAGUGAAGGCUAGGGGAGGCUAAGUGUAAGCUACGGAGAAUGUAAAACGGCAAAAGAAUAAGUAGAGUUACCACACAAUCUUGUUAGAGUAGCUAAAGUUUCUGUUUAGAGCGAAGAGACCCGUAGUCAUGGUAACAACAUAAACUAGAUCGCGUCUAACAAAAAAAACGGAACUCCGAAAUCGCGUUUAACAUUCCGAGACUCCGAGACCGUGGUAGAAAAGAGACUCUGAGACUCCCAAUAUUUUGAAAAAAAAAGAGAACAUUCUCACAAAACUUCACAAUUUCGAGACUUUGCAAAAUUUCAUAACGAGACUUUCGAAAUCUCGUGGUAUAUCGCUACCCAUCUCUAUAUAUCAUGUAUAUAGAUAUUUUAUUCUCUUCAGCGAGCUUUCUGCUCCACCCAAGUCACCAUGGUUAUUACUGGUUACAUUGUAUACCUAUUGAUGAUGUUAGUCUGCGCGACCGCACAGAACAGGGGUGAUUGUUCUAGAAAAGCAGUAUUCAAGCUCAAGUAUAAAGGUCGCAGUUUACUAAACCACGUGAUAGCUGAACAUGACGUCGAAGACAACUUCGAUUGCACCUUUGAGUGCUUGACAAACCCUCAAUGCGUGUCCCUUAACUUCGAAAAGAAUGCCUCGUCACCGACAUGCGAGCUCAACAACAUAACAGCCGCCGCUGCGCCGAGCUCAGACCUUGCCUCCGAUUCAACAAAAGACUACUAUGAUGCUACCGGCGAUUACGUUUUACCUGUUUGCGUCGGUUAUCCUUGCAAGAAUGGUGGUACCUGUAUCGAGUCGUGCGACUGGAGAAAUUAUGAGUGCCAAUGUGCAUCUGACUAUACUGAUGAAAACUGCCAAAAAUGGAUAGGUCCUGGAUCUUCCGAGAACUCCCCGGCAAAAUCCUGUUUACAGAUAUUGUCAAGUUUCGUCGGCAUCAAACGAGGAAACGGUGUUUACUGGAUUCAGCCCGUUCCAUCGGUCUCUCCCUUCACAGUCUAUUGCGACAUGGUUACUGAUGGAGGUGGAUGGACUGCGAUCAAGAAAUGGGAAGCAACAUCGAAUCCUUUCUCAACGGAAAACACGUGGUCUGAUUAUGUGCGAUUGUCCGAUUAUCAUGACCCGCAGUACCUUUUCAGCGCUCCCACCAUGUUGAAACUGAAGCAAGACAUGGGCUAUGAUCAGAUGCGGUUCUACUGCUACAAAGAGUCAGUCAAACGAGUGGUUCACAUCAUGACGAACCAGGACGAGCACGGCUACAGCGCCGUCAGAUUUCUUACGGAAUACCCCAGUCCCAACCCCCAAGCUUGCGAGUCGUUUACUCGACUGCCAGACGAUACCUCUUUUCUGUCUGGAAACUGUGCUCUGUGGGGGGAUCUUUGCGACGGCACGAAUAACUGCAACUACUGGGGGCACAGCGCCUAUGAAGGGAACUGGAGGUCUUUGUGUCGACAGGCGGUUUACAAGAAUCAAGUAACGAUGGCACUGCAUAUGAUUUGCUUUGUAGGAGAGAAACUGUAUUGUGAUGACAGUGUAGGAAGAGAUGCCUCAAUUUCUGUUGGAGAUAAAUUUAUGUUAUACGUUCGAUGAGGGAAAAUAGCCACUUGUCUUAUAGACUCUUCAUUGACAUUAGAAUAUAAAGCCACUAUCGUCAUCAUCAUCAUUACUAUCAUCAUCAUCAUCAUUACCAUCGUCAUCAUCUUCAUCAUUACUGUCGUCAUCAUCAUCAUUACUAUCGUCAUC
Molecule: messenger RNA, 2294 nt
Organism: Nematostella vectensis (starlet sea anemone)
Lineage: Eukaryota; Metazoa; Cnidaria; Anthozoa; Actiniaria; Edwardsiidae
Exons: 6
Coding region: 966-2141 (391 amino acids)
Molecular function (GO): oligosaccharide binding
Source: RefSeq, a predicted model, not a curated record